This is a messenger RNA of Verruconis gallopava, 4505 nucleotides long. RefSeq lists its product as uncharacterized. Gene Ontology annotation, cellular component: nucleus. The transcript is spliced from 2 exons. The record is from RefSeq and is a predicted model, not a curated record. NCBI's taxonomy places the organism in Eukaryota, Fungi, Ascomycota, Dothideomycetes, Venturiales, Sympoventuriaceae. Gene Ontology annotation, biological process: protein polyubiquitination; DNA damage response. The coding region runs from base 25 to 4485 and encodes 1486 amino acids. Gene Ontology annotation, molecular function: ATP binding; metal ion binding; ATP-dependent chromatin remodeler activity.
CUCUUGUCUCCCUUGUCCACCCGGAUGGAUGACCCAUGGCAUGUAUAUACCGCAGUCGUUAGCGGGAUCGUGACAAGUUAUACCCAACUCUUCGACUAUUUACAAUGGCCUCAUGCGUGCGACGAAGUGGGAAGCGCCGCCGCUGAACCCCCGUCUAAGCGGCGAAAGAUAGAGAGAACGAGUGAUCUCAAGGAGGACACUGUUGAUAGCUCUAGUGCUAUUCUUUUGGCCGAGCAGGAUAUCUAUUUGCACUUCGACUCGAAUUCGUCAGCUGUGAUAGACGAGGACCCGAGAGAAAUAAAUAUCACUUCCUUAACCCUCGAUUCCAACGACACAGCAGUUAUCACAGUGCUUCCCGCACACCCCCGUCGCGAGAAGAAGAACGAAGAACUCCAGCUUCUCCUGUACAAUCCGUCGGACGACUUAGUGGCUCGACUUCGUGAUAUAUGUCCACUACCACCCUCGCUCUUGAGUAACGUUACACCGGCUUGGUCGUUAUGUAGGUUGCAGCCGCACACAGAGAGCGGGGUGCUCGUCCUACGUACACAGAUUUUCGUUGCCGCAGAACGCUCGUGGAUCGACUCCAGACAAUCACGAGGCAUUGAUGCCUUGGUGCAAAAAUACUUGCCUUUUGUGGGCGACAUAGUCGGCUCCCGUUGGUCGCCACAAGACUUUUACGAGAAUGUACACGUGCCUCCGCCCCAUCUAAAGACGCCGCAGUAUUUAGAGAAGACGGAGUUGACAUGCAGCUUGUAUCCAUUCCAGAAGCGAGCCGUACAAUGGAUGUUGGAAAGGGAAGGCGUGACACCGAACGGUUGUGGUUUAGUUGCUCAGCCAGAUGUUCAAAGUCCAGAUCAUGUUCUUCCUCCUUCUUUUCGAGCCAUUCGUGACGCUCGCGGCGAUCAAUGUUACUUCAGUAACGUACAUAGGGUGUUCAUCAAGAAUAAAUGGUCGCUUUUAGAUUACCUCCCUGAGCUCAAGGGCGGUAUUCUUGCCGAAGAAAUGGGCUUAGGCAAGACGGUUGAGUUGAUUGCGCUGACAACAUUGCAUAAACUUCCAGCUUAUCUGUGUGGUAAGCGGACGGGUGAAGUCACACAGUCCCCUUCUACUCUUAUCAUAACUCCUGCUCACAUUUUACGGCAAUGGAUGAACGAGAUAGCGACACAUGCUCCCCAUCUCAAAGUGCUGCAUUAUCAUGGUCUAAGCGGUCAGCACGCAGAUAAUGGAUCCGCAAGCUCAAGUCAUGCUCGUCAGACGAGAGAUAUUACAGUCAGUCAGCUAAUGGAGUACGAUGUCGUGCUCACCACGUACAAUGUGCUUGCGCGGGAGAUCCAUUUCGCUGAUAAACCUCCGGACCGAUCAAUGCGGCACGCGCCCAAAUACAAACGUAGAAGAAGCCCUUUGGUACUCACAAAGUGGUGGCGGGUAUGCCUUGACGAGGCGCAAUUGAUUGAGAGUGGUGUGUCACAAGCGGCUACUGUCGCUCGUUUAAUACCCAGAACAAAUGCAUGGGCCGUCUCUGGUACACCUCUGAAAAAAAACGUGGAAGAUCUUCACGGAUUGCUGAUAUUUCUUGGCUACGAACCAUUUGCUACCUCGAAGAAGUCUUGGCAACGCAUCGACAAGGCGACUCUCAAACAGAUAUUCAGCACGAUUGCGUUGCGACACAACAAGCACAAGGUCGCCCAUGAACUGCGCUUGCCUCCCCAAAGGCGUGUCGUCAUCACAAUGCCUUUCACGGCCAUUGAGGAACAGAACUAUAACCAAUUGUACGGCAUGAUGUGUAGCUCACUUGGCUUAAACACAGACGGCUCGCCAGCAGUCGAUGACUGGCAACCGGAACAGUAUGUUGAAUCCAUGCGGUCUUGGUUAAAGCGCUUGCGAGAGACGUGUUUACAUCCGCAAGUUGGAACGCAGAAUCGACGCGCCCUUGGUAGGGGCACAGGCCCCCUGCGUACUGUCAAUGAAGUGCUAGAAACCAUGAUCGAGCAGAACCAAAGUGAGUUGCGUGCACAAGAACGAUCCCUGAUCCUGGCACAAGUUGUGCGUGGCCAGAUAGUGAACAAUGACAAGAGCAACGAGUCACGAAGUGAAGCCGCCCUUAGACUUUACCAAGAGGCUCUUGGAAAAGCCGAGGUCCUUGUCGAGGAGUGCAGAAAGGAAUACGCUACCGAACUAGCAAAGCUCAAAGAGCUGAAAUGUGCCGAAAAACGCAUAGAAUAUUCUAGCUCAGUGGACAGCGGUUCAGAUUCUGAAGACAAUCCAGAAGCCCGUGGGAGGAGAAGGAGGUUAGCUGCCUUGAAAAAACAACUUCGCUCCGCUCUAGAAGCGCUUCAUGUUUGCGUGUUUUUCGUGGCCACAUCGUACUAUCAGAUGAAGGAGGUCGAGAAAGCUACAAAGGAAACAGAAGACACGGACGAGUUUAGGCGAUUAGAAGAGCUAGAGGUCCAGCACUACGAACGAGCAAAAGGCAUUCGAAGAGAGUUGCUGCAGCCAGCACACAAAGAGGCCACUGUAGCCAUGUUCAAGAUCAAAACUAUGCAACGCACGAAAGAUGGCAUAAUUACAGUCACCAAGAUUCCCUCAUUGAGUGGCCAAGGAGGCAUUGAGAACCGAAAGAUACUAGAAAAAUUCGAUGUUCUGGCCAAAAUCCUAGAUUUGCAGGCCGACUUGAUCAACAAAUGGCGCGAAAAGAUCAUUCAGACACUAACUGGACCUCUGGUGGAUGCUGAGGAGGAUCAGGAAAUCACUGGUGAAGAGUACGAAGAAUCAACUAAGUUGCAGGAUGAACUUUACGUCUAUGUUAUGGGCUUGAGGGCUAUAAUCUCAGACAGACAGCAAUGUAUCUCCGGCGAAGCUAAUCUUCUCAUGGACAUUGAGCUCAAACAAGCUGUCGCACAUUCGAGGAGUGAUCGAGAGAACGCUAACAAGGGGCACGCUGUUGAGCUUCUGUACCAGAUUGUGGAUGAGCGCAAAAAGAUACGUAUCAAACCAAGCGAUGGGUCGUUACAGGCUCUAGUUUCUGAAGCUCGUUCGAUGGCAUCAGCUUUGAGCGCGACGACGCCAUCUGGGCGCGCUGCAGUCGAAGCUUCGCUCAUCGAGAAAGUUUUAGAUGAUGUACGCAAGGUCACUUCGACACAACGCGAGACUAUCAAGGCUCUCGAGAAGGAGCUUAGUCUCUUUCACACUUGCAUGAAUUCUCGUGUGGAGUACUAUCGACAACUGCAAGAGCUUUCCGAUAUGGUUGCGCCCUGGAAAGAACAGCUGGAUGACGAACUUGACCGCAGUGCAUAUGAGGAACAGGCUUCGACAGAGGAUUUGUACCUCACUCGCCUUGCCACGCUCAAGACUAAACAGCGAUUUCUUCUACAUCUUCGUGCUGAAUCAAGCAAGGAAAAUGAAGCACGUAUUUGCGUCAUCUGCACCGAUUCAUUCGAAAACGGCGUCCUAACUGUGUGUGGACAUCAGUAUUGCAAAGAUUGCAUCACCGCCUGGUGGCGGAACCAUCGCACUUGUCCAGAAUGUAGAAGGGUUCUGACUCGGAACGACGUGCACGACAUUACUUACCGCCCUCAGCAACUUAAGGCCAAGGAGGAGCAAAAUGAAGCUUCCGGCUCAACAUCACCUUCACCUUCACGAGAAAGGAAUACAGUGGUCGAACGAUCGACUACUUCGUCCAUAUAUUCGAACAUAAGUGAGGAGACGAUGCGCCAGAUUAAGUCGGUGGAUCUAGACGGGUCAUUUGGGACCAAGGUUGAUACUAUCUGUCGCCAUUUGCUCUGGCUUCGUGAGAAUGAUCCGGGGGCUAAGUCAAUCAUCUUUUCCCAGUAUAGUGAUUUUUUGGAAGUACUUGCGACUGCGUUGAAAUACUUCAAAAUUUCUGCUGUAUCGAUCCGCGAGCACAAGGGCAUCGAUAAGUUCCGCGCUGAUCCGUCUAAGGAAUGCUUCCUCCUCGAUGCAAAGAGUGAUUCAUCUGGUCUGAACCUGGUGAAUGCAACACAUGUUUUCCUUUGCGAGCCUCUCGUCAACGCAGCCAUCGAGCUCCAAGCCAUUGCCCGUGUUCAUCGCAUUGGUCAAAUGCGGGAGACCACGGUUUAUAUGUACCUGAUCAGCGAUACUGUUGAGGAAGCAAUAUACGACAUUUCAGUGAGUCGGCGUCUGUCUCAUUUGGGCAGGGCAUCCAAUCCGUCAUCCGCCUCCCAAUCGAAUUCUGGAGUCCAGACGCCAGUACCAAUGCAGGAGAUUUCAUUGGAUGUGGUGAACAAUUUCGAGAUGCAGCAGGCGCCUAUAAGUACACUCUUGGCCAAGGGUAAAGGUGAGGGCGAGCUUGUUGAUGUGGCGGACUUGUGGAAUUGUUUGUUUGGCAAGCCGCGACAGAGUCUUGGUGGGAUCUCUGGUGCUUUGCAAACAGAAGUAAACAGACAUCUCGCAACGGAUGCAGCAGAGUCACGUAGGGCAGAUUCUCAUGUAGCAGGGCAUCAAUAGCGAAGCAACUUGGGAUUUCU